GGGCCACCCCUCGCUUGGUCUUCCGAGUCGGCCGAGCCGAUCGCCUUCCGCCUUGCGAUGCGCGCGCUGAGGCCGACGGAGGCCGCAGCACACUCGGCCGCGGCCGUGUGGCGCCACCUCCCCACCUUCCGCUGCGAGUCUCAGAACGCGUCGUGGCUCCCCGAGCAGUUCACCGCGACGGUCCGCCUCUCGGACGAGAUGACCAAGAAGCUGCCCGUGGACGCGGCGACCACGGUGGACGCGCUUCGCGCGAAGGCACUCGCGGCGUACGCCAAGGCGACCCUCGACGACUCGCGCCCGGCCCACCUCAUGUGUCUCAAGGUCGUCGGUUGCGACGAGUACCUCGACGGCGGGAUCGUGGUGAGCUACGAGUACGUGCGCCGCUGCCUCAGAAAGGGGGCGGAGGUGGCGCUCUCGCUCGUCCCCAACCCGCUCGCCAGCCUGCCGCCCCUCAGCAGUGUGCCGCCGCAGCCGCCGCAGCCAGCGCUUGCGAGCGGGCCGCCGUCCUGCUCUCUCUCUCUCUACGACCUUCCAGACCACCUCAAGCUGCGAGUCGAGAUCAUCUCUGCAGAACGGCUCCGCUCGGUCCUCGCAGCGGCCUACAGCAGUCCCCGGCGUGGUGGCGCCUGCAGCGGCGUGUGGGCUCUCUCCGUGCGACUCGGUGUCUAUCAUGGCGGCGUGCCGUUAUGCGACCCAGUGGAGACGCCAGCGGCGAUCUGCGACGAGGGCAGCAACCCGAGCUGGUCGGCGAGCCUGCAAACGAGCCUGCCGCUGCACCACAUUCCUCGCGCCGCCCGCGUCUGCUUCACACUCUGCGCGCGGCCGGCUGGGGGGCGGGCGGCCCGCGACGACGAGGGCGCCGCCACCAGCUGCAGCCUCGGCUGGGUCUCGAUGAUGCUGGUGGGGCACGACGAGCGCCUUGCGAACGGCACGCACGCUCUGCGGCUCUGGCCAGAGGAGAGCGCAAACCCAAUCGGCUGCAAUUUGGAGAACGCAACGUUCGACCCGUCCCAGCCAGAGCCGCCCGUCCUCUUCGUUGCGUUCGACCGCUUCGCCGUGCCAGUCGUCAUGCCCCCCGACGAAGAGUUCGACAGCGCCUCGGCCCCGGAGCCGCCGCCCCCGAUGCCGCCGCGGGCUCGCCGCCCGGGCUCGCUCGCGGCGGGAGCUCUGCCCAGUACGCAGGAGGUGCUGCGGCUGAAGCGCAUCAUCGAGCAGGACCCUCUCUCGCCCCUCUCCCUCGACGAGAAGGAGCUCGUGUGGAGGCACCGCGAGUUCGUCUCGUCCUCGCCCGAGGCGCUGAGCAAGCUGCUCGAGUCGUGCAAGUGGGACGACCGCACGGCUGUCGCUGAGGCGCACGCACUACUGCGGAAGUGGGCCGUCCCAUCGCCGACCCAGGCGCUCAAGCUCCUCGACGCCAAGUUCGCCGACCCGCAAGUGCGCGCAUACGCCGUCGAGCGACUCGGGGAGAUGAGCGACACGGCCCUCGCCGAGCUGGUGCUGCAGCUCACGCAGGUCCUCAAGUACGAGUCGCGGCACGACUCGGCCCUCGCGCGGCUGCUGCUGCGACGCGCACUGCGCUGUCCACACCAGGUCGGCCACCGGUUCUUCUGGGCGCUCAAGGCCGAGAUGCACUUGCCGGAGGUUUCGGAGCGCUUCGGCCUCCUGCUACAAGAGUACCUGCGCUGCUGCGGCCCUCACCGCGAGAAGCUCCUGCUUCAGUCGCGCGUUGAGCAGUCGCUGAUUGCAAUCGCACGGGCGGUGCAGCGCGAGAAGAAGUCGGAGCGGAUUGCGCUUCUGCGGCAGAAGCUCAGCGAGACGGAGCUACCGCCGCGCUUCCAGCUGCCGCUAGACCCCCGCAUCGAGUGCACGGGCCUCGUUGUGAGCAAGUGCCGGUGCAUGGACUCGAAGAAGGUGCCUCUGUGGCUGGUCUUCUCCAACGCGGACCCGCAGGGCACGGACGUCACCGUCAUGUUCAAGUGCGGCGACGACUUGCGGCAGGACGCGCUGACGAUGCAGCUCAUCCGGAGCAUGGAGCGAAAGUGGGAGGCCGAGGACCUCGAUCUCCGGCUCUCGCCGUAUGGAGUCGUCGCGACUGGCGACGAGGUGGGCUUCAUCGAGAUCGUGCUCAAUUCGAACACGACGGCAAAUAUCACAAAGGAGUACGGCGGCGGCGCAUCCGGCGCGUUUGCAAAGGAGCCGAUGGCACACUAUUUGCGCGAGCACAACAAGAGCGAGCGCGAGUAUGCCGCGGCCGUCGAGACCUUUGCGCACUCGCUCGCGGGCUACUGCGUCGCCACAUACGUGCUCGGCAUCGGCGACCGGCACAAUGACAACGUGAUGCUCUCCAAGAAUGGCCACCUCUUCCACAUCGACUUUGGCCAUUUCCUGGGCAACUACAAGUCCAAGUUUGGGAUUAAGCGCGAGCGGGCCCCGUUCGUCUUCACCCCAGACUUCGCUCGUGUCCUCGGCGACAAGGGCCACAGCGACUACGAACACUUCGUAGCCCUCUGCUGCCGAGCGUACGGCAUUCUACGCGGACACAGCCACGAGUUCAUCACGCUCUUCCAGCUGAUGCUAUCGACGGGCAUCCCCGAGCUGCAGCGGGCCGAAGACAUCUUCUGGGCGGCGGAACACUUUACGAAGCUGAUCUCCGCCGCGCUCAGCUCGCGCACAACGCAGGUGAACAACGCGGUUCACAUCAUUGCACACUCUUAG
This is a messenger RNA of Emiliania huxleyi CCMP1516, 2715 nucleotides long. RefSeq names its product phosphatidylinositol-3-kinase (gene PI3K1). Gene Ontology annotation, cellular component: phosphatidylinositol 3-kinase complex; plasma membrane; cytoplasm. Gene Ontology annotation, molecular function: 1-phosphatidylinositol-3-kinase activity; 1-phosphatidylinositol-4-phosphate 3-kinase activity. Bases 58 to 2715 code for a protein of 885 amino acids. The record is from RefSeq and is a predicted model, not a curated record. The transcript is spliced from 3 exons. NCBI's taxonomy places the organism in Eukaryota, Haptophyta, Isochrysidales, Noelaerhabdaceae. Gene Ontology annotation, biological process: phosphatidylinositol-3-phosphate biosynthetic process; phosphatidylinositol 3-kinase/protein kinase B signal transduction; phosphatidylinositol-mediated signaling.